This is a messenger RNA of Lolium rigidum, 1098 nucleotides long. Its product is annotated as peptide methionine sulfoxide reductase A5-like. The record is from RefSeq and is a predicted model, not a curated record. The transcript has 4 exons. Bases 1 to 747 code for a protein of 248 amino acids. Gene Ontology annotation, molecular function: peptide-methionine (S)-S-oxide reductase activity. Gene Ontology annotation, cellular component: cytoplasm. Gene Ontology annotation, biological process: cellular response to oxidative stress. NCBI's taxonomy places the organism in Eukaryota, Viridiplantae, Streptophyta, Magnoliopsida, Poales, Poaceae.
AUGGCCCGCGCGUCCUCCGCCGCCGCCGCUGUAGCCUUCCUAUGGGCGCUCGCCCUCCUCGCAGCGGCGGCCUCGGGCGCGCGCCUCCCCGGCCGCGCCGUCGAGGGCGCGCAGCAGCGGGUAGGCGGGGGCCCAACGGCCACCGCCGUGUUCGCGCUGGGAAGCUUCUGGCGGUCGGAGGCGGCGUUCGGCUGCCUCCCCGGCGUGCUCCGCACCUCCGUCGGCUACGCCGGCGGCUCCAAGGCCAACCCCGAGUACCGCAACCUCGCCGACCACGCCGAGUGCGUCAAGGUUGAAUAUAAUCCCCGGUUGAUUCAGUACAAGCAGCUUCUCGAUGUGUUCUGGGCAAGUCACGAUCCACGCGAGGUCUUCGGACAAGGACCUGAUGUUGGCAACCAGUAUAGAUCCGUCAUUUUCACAAAUGGAACCCUCGAGGCUAGAUUGGCUGGUCUUAGCAAAGAAAGAGAACAAGGCAAGGACCGCAGCAGUGUUAUCACCACAGAGAUCCAUCCAGUGGGGGCAUUUUAUCCAGCUGAACCAGAACAUCAGAAAUUUGAGCUGAAGCGCAAGCCUUUCCUCGUGCAAUUGAUCGGUAACCUGCCAGAGGAGGAACUCCAGUCAUCAACACUAGCUGCGAAGCUGAAUGCAUAUGCUGCAGAUCUCUGCCCUCCAAAGACCCAGAAGAGGAUAAGCUCCAAGAUUGACGAGAUUGCUAAGAAAGGCUGGCCCAUCCUAAGAGACAUUUAAGCUCAUUGUGGUCCCAGUUCGUCUCGUCAGCUACUCCAAUCCAACAACACAUGAUUUUUGCUGGAAUAUUUCGUAGGAGAGUCUCAAGCAGCUCACUGACGGACAGUAGCCGGGUCGCAGUGGUUUAUCGUUGACUUGGUCAUGGAGAUUACAGUGUUUAUAGAUAGCAUCAUCUGUUGAUUGCCAGCUUUUUUUUUCCUGUUUAACAUACAUGUGUCUCUUGUUCAGAGCUUACUGAACACGUGAAGUUGUAAUGUGUAACUUUGGUUGUUUUCACCAGUGAAAAUAUACAGAUGUGUGUUGAGCUGACCCCAGGCUCGUUCCUGUGGGAAUUAAAUUGUUUAUCAUGAA